This is a messenger RNA of Chelonoidis abingdonii (Abingdon island giant tortoise), 8255 nucleotides long. RefSeq names its product myotubularin related protein 6 (gene MTMR6). The record is from RefSeq and is a predicted model, not a curated record. Gene Ontology annotation, biological process: phosphatidylinositol dephosphorylation. NCBI's taxonomy places the organism in Eukaryota, Metazoa, Chordata, Testudines, Testudinidae. Gene Ontology annotation, cellular component: nuclear envelope; cytoplasm. Gene Ontology annotation, molecular function: phosphatidylinositol-3-phosphate phosphatase activity; phosphatidylinositol-3,5-bisphosphate phosphatase activity.
GCGGGGAGACGCUGGACGUAGCGGGGCGGCGGCAGCUGUGAGCGGCGGCGGCAGCUAUCAUGGAGCAUAUCCGCACCACCAAGGUAGAGCAGGUGAAAUUAAUAGACCGUUUCAGCACCAGCAACAAAUCGUUAGUGGGAACUUUGUACCUUACAGCAACUCAUCUGUUAUUUAUAGACUCUAGCCAGAAGGAGACUUGGAUACUACAUCAUCAUAUCGCUGCAGUGGAGAAACUUGCCUUGACUACUUCAGGCUGCCCUCUUGUGAUCCAGUGCAAGAACUUCAGGGUAGUUCACUUUAUUGUUCCCAGAGAAAGGGAUUGUCAUGACAUUUACAACUCUUUGCUGCAACUGUCAAAACUAGCAAGCUACGAUGAACUGUAUGCCUUCUCUUACAAUCCAAAACAAAAUGAGUCUAAGCGGCUGCAAGGGUGGCAGCUCAUUGACCUCGCAGAAGAAUACAAGCGGAUGGGAGUGCCAAACUCUAACUGGCAGUUGUCCGAUGCUAAUCGUGAUUAUGAGAUUUGUGACUCCUAUCCCAGAGAACUUUAUGUUCCUAGAACUGCAAGCAAGCCCGUAAUUGUUGGUAGCUCCAAAUUUAGAAGCAAAGGAAGAUUCCCAGUGUUAUCAUAUUAUCACAGAGAUAAAGAGGCUGCCAUUUGCAGAUGCAGUCAACCUCUCUCGGGUUUCAGUGCCAGGUGUCUGGAGGAUGAAAAUAUGCUGCAUGCGAUCAGUAUAGCAAACCCUGCUCAUCACUAUAUGUAUGUCAUGGACACUCGACCUAAGCUUAAUGCAAUGGCAAACAGAGCAGCAGGUAAAGGCUAUGAAAAUGAAGACAACUAUGCUAAUAUUAGAUUCCAGUUCGUUGGAAUUGAAAACAUUCACGUAAUGAGAUCUAGCCUGCAGAAACUUUUAGAAGUCAGUGGUACAAAAGCUUUGUCUGUCAACAGUUUCUUGUCUGGUUUGGAGAACUCUGGCUGGCUGCGUCAUAUCAAAGCUGUAUUGGAUGCUGCUGUCUUCUUAGCCAAAGCAAUAGCAGUUGAAAAUGCAACUGUGCUAGUUCAUUGCUCCGAUGGCUGGGACAGGACUUCCCAAGUUUGUUCCCUUGGAUCUCUCUUGUUGGAUUCACAUUAUAGAACAAUCAAAGGCUUCAUGGUUUUGAUAGAGAAGGAUUGGAUCUCCUUUGGACACAAAUUUUCUGACAGAUGUGGCCAAUUGGAUGGUGACCCAAAGGAAAUCUCUCCAGUGUUCACUCAGUUUUUAGAAUGUGUGUGGCAUCUCACAGAGCAGUUUCCACAAGCCUUUGAGUACAAUGAAGCUUUUCUCCUUCAGAUCCAUGAACACGUCCAUUCAUGCCAAUUUGGAAACUUCCUUGGAAACUGCCAAAAAGAGCGAGAAGAACUAAAAUUAAAAGAGAAAACUUAUUCAUUGUGGCCAUUCCUUCUGGAUGAACAAAAGAAGUAUCUUAAUCCUCUAUACAAUCGAGAUUUUUCUCAGAAACUUGUCCUCUUGGAGCCUAACACAGCGUCCUUCAAUUUUAAGUUUUGGAGAAAUAUGUACCAUCAGUUUGACCGAACUAUGCACCCCAGGCAGUCUGUAUUUAAUCUCAUCAUGGCCAUGAGUGAACAAAAUAAACAACUGGAGAAAGACUUUAAAGAACUGGAAGCUAAAAUGAAACAAAGAAACAGGCAACCAGAAGAACUCCUCACUAAGGAACCAUUGCAGUCUGUCCAUCCUGCUUCACCAGCACUUAAAACUUCUCCGUGCUUUAAGAAGGAGCAGUCUCUGUUACCAAUGAAAGACUCCAUUCGGACUAUAGAGGGCAGCAACACAGCAGACAAUCGCUACAGUGAAUACAUGGAGGAGUUGUCAAAAGCUGAGCCUGCUGUUGUCAGCUUGGAGUAUGGAGUGGCAAGGAUGACCUGUUAGUGAAACAUUGAACAGUGCUUCUUUUUUCUAGACUGACUGAAAUAUAAGACAGAUUAUUGUGAGGAUGGGCUAUUGCUGCAUGACCAAAAUCUGAUUUGUAUAAUAGAGAGCUUUGUUACUGUAGAAUAGAACAGCAUGCUAAUUGUUAAUUAAAGUGUUUGUUGUUCUCUUAAGAAAUAAUUGAAUUUAGCUGUAUUUAAGGAAAAAAACAUUGGGGCAUUCAAUGAUCCUUAGUGACUUAACCAAUUAAGGAGUGGUCUGUUUGGAUUUAACAAGUCAUAGUUUGCUCUAGAGUGAGUAAAACAGUGACAUUACUUUAAGAUGUGUGCAUAGCAGCCAAACGCAAAUGAUCUUUCAGAAUUAAUUUUAGCUGGGCAGGAAAAACUUGACAAACAUUCUAUUUUAGAAACAAGUUAUGUGUAUAUAUAGCAUACGGUAUAAAUAUGUAUACUCCUAUUUAAUUUUGUCUCUCACUGCUAACUCUUGGUGUUUUAAGUGCCAUGAAAAAGUACACUAUAUUUCAAACUAUAAAUAGCUGGCCUUAAAUUUGUCAAAUCAAUUGCCUUCUUGUCCUAGACUAUUGCAGCCUGUAACAUGACUGUGUUUACAUUUGUAUUUGCUUGAAUUGUUCUUGCUCCUUAAAAUGGGAUCAGAUUUAGGAAAUGUAAAAAAAGCCUAAACAGUUAUGCUAUCAGCAAAUGAAGCUAUAAGAAUGUUAAAUCUUAAUGCUGAAAAUUAUUCUUAUAUUUCCUAUUCGUUUGUUGUUUAAAAUUAUAAUAGAUUGGCAAAAUUUUGUCAACCUAGAGGAUUAAUGGAUUGGCAGCAUAAUUGAAACUGAUUCAUGUGUACAGUUUUUAAAAUGUUGAAUUGUGGCAAGAUUUGUAACUUGGGCACCAGUGCAAAGGAUUAAAAAUUUGGAGAAGUUUUAUUAAACUAGCACAUUGCUAAUAACUGAACAAUGGUCAUAUUCUCUUCAGGCUGUUUAGCUAUUAGACCUGCAAUGGAGUUUGCAACUGCAUCAGAUUCUCCGGGUUACAGUGGCAGAAGGGAAAGUUCUAGGAGCAGCACUUAGUGAUUUGCAUAGUUUUCAAACAAAAUUGCUGAUUUUUAACAGAAUUCCAACAUAGAAUCAUAGCACUGGCAGGGACCUCGAGAGGUCAUCUAGUCCAUACUUAAGGCUGGACUAAGUAUUAUCAAGACCAUCCUCUCAGGAGAAAUCUGUAUUUCAUGAGAAAUCGAGGUAUUUUAGUAUUAAAUUAGUUUUUCAUUUCAAUAAGUUUCAGUUUUUAGUGAGGGUCCCCUUUAAAGAGACUAACUUUGCAAGAGGACACAAUCCCACUUACCUGAAUCUGCAGAUGGUCAGUUUUGGAUGAUUGUAGGGGGAGAGCCAAAAGACUGCUGUUGGCCCAGGAGUAGGGAGCACAGGAAAAAGUGCCAGGUUUACAAACCAGCUGGCUUUAAAAGGGUCAUGGCAUUUGAAGUACAGUCCCUUCGAAGCCACUUACUUUGGAAAGCCACUUAACUUCAUCUAGAGUAUACAAGCCUUGGGACAUAAUUGUACUUUAGUUAACAGGAAGGCUUGGUAAGAAGGAAUGUACUCUUUCUCACAGAGGUAAAAUAAAAUGUGUCCCUAGAUUGCCUUUCAUGUUAACUUUCACUGAAUUAAGAGGCUUUGCCUGGGUCUCUUGUUGUUUGCAACACUUUCUCAGUUGUUUCUGUUGCCCGGGUCAGGAGGGGAAUUAGGUUUGAAAACAGUAGUAGAAGAAAUGUGAGUGCCUGUUCUUAAGUAGAGGUAUAAACAUUACAAGGCAAGGUAUUAAACUCCCUAGGGGUCUAGGUGGCAUGGUAGGUUCAUGCCACUGGCUUUGUACUUCUGGGUUCAAAUCCCUUUUGGGUAUAAGUGAAAAUGAGUUUAGUCUCAUUCCAAUUCCUAAAGUCUCUCAUUAAAAUUGCCAGCACACCACACACAGCUUGCCACAAUUGGCAGUCUCUCUCUGCCCGAAAUGAGAUCCAGGACUGUAAUAACCAGGGCAAUGCAGGUCAUGAUCAAAUUGCAUUGGCAAAGGUGUCUGGGAAAAACGACAGUGUUUGCCUGCAUCUAGCCAGUGUAUAAAUCAGCUGCCCAUUUCACUCACCACAUUACAAAACUUGGUGUGUAAAUGAAUGUUUGUCAGAAUCUUUUUAUCACUCAAACACCUUCCUGAUGUCCAUCACUUUUCAGUAAAAGAGGGGAGGGAAACAUCCUUCUUUAUAAACAGUAAGACUGCAUAUUUUUUCAUUUUCAACCAUUGGUUGAGUUUGUUUGCUGCAAACCUGUAAGACGCCAAUGUGCAAAGGAAGGCUUUUGUGCCUUACCAGCCAGCCCCAUUUGCUAUGUCAUCUUGGACUUGUAGUUUCCCAUUACAGAUGAUCUCUGGUAUUAACCUUGUUUCUUAUUACAGUCACAAAACAAAGACUUAAAAAAUAACCAAGGUACGUGUAUCAUUUUGUACUGUUUGUCUUUACUUUCAGCUUUUAUGGUGGCGUUCCACAUAUGUUGCUUUUCAUUGUUAUUGCUUAGAGGUAACAGACUCUAAAGUUUGUAGUUUGCUAAACUCGUCUGUUUUGCAAAACAUUAUCGGAUGAUAUUUUUUACUCAGGAUAUGUACUGAUAUGGCUGUCCUGGAGCAAACCUGUUUCCUUUUGGUGGUGCUAAAAUCAGCCUAUUACUAAUUCUUCUUGGCCUCUUGUCUAAGGGGCACCUUUUGGAACAGAAGGAAUCAGUAGGUCCCACUGUAUUUUAGAUCUUGGGGUAGACCUCUUAAGUCAGCCUUGAAAUAUAAUUAAAAAUUACAUGCUCAAGCCCAAAAUCUGCUUGACUACUCUCUUGGUGAAGACUAAUGAACUUUUACUUUCCUGUCCAAAACAAAAAUUACUCUCGAUGAACAGAAUUUUAUUAGGCUGUUUUGAACAGAAGCUUCUUGCUCACCCCAGAUAGCCCUUUUGAAAACCUGCCAGUUCAGCCUCCAGAGUCACCAGUUGAAGAAGCCCAGGGAGGGAGGCAGCUGUCUCUUCCUUCUCUCACUAGGUAGAUUUAUGCCCAAAGCACAUGUGACCUGGGAUGAAGUAAGCUCCAGCAUAAACCUUGGCACUACUUCCGUGAGCUAGCCAGUUAGCCUGGUGGGGCCAUGCAGUGUCCUUCAGGAAGGUUAGAGGAGAAAUUAAGGGAACUGGUGGUAUGAAGAGCUGUGACAGAAGUUUUUCCAGGAGGAGCAGGGGAAAGGAUUUAAAUUCUACUAUCUUACUGUAUUCAAGAGGGUGGGCCUUUCUGUUGCUAGUAGAAAUGCUGCUCCAACAGGAAAUGCUCAUAAUACACUUCAGGAUAGAGAGCCCUGGAUUUCUCCUUUUUUGAUCUCUGGUCCUGUGGGUUGGUGCAUAGACCAAUUCAGCAUGCACACUUUAACUUUUGUCUCAGGUACUGUAAGGGUGAUCUGGCAGGUCCUGCUUCAUCUGUCAUGGAGCAACUGCAGCUGGAGUCUGUCAAGGUUGUGUUCCGAUUUGGGAAGUUGUUAAUAAGGAUUUUAGAUCUUCUAAGAAGUGGAGUGUGAUUUUUUUUUUUUUUUCUUUUUUGUGGGGGGUAUCAUACUUUGGCUGUGUAGAAUAAUGGUAGAUAAACAGAGUGUGACUGAACUGUAGUGUCCUUUUUCUGUUACUCAGAAAUUUGACUUUGAAAAUCUGUGAAGGAAAUGCUUUCUGUCAUGAGACACUGGGUUUAAUUUUAAAGUGGCCUUGGGUGGAAGGUGUAGUUGUACGAAAAGAGCUUUUUUAUGGGGGUGGAAGUUAAUUAUAGUGGCUCUGUCCUUUUUAUUACCAUUUUCAAUAUCCAGCUGUUCUGUUUUGUAGGACAACUGCCAAAUCAGCAUACUAAGAAAUUAAGCAACACUGAGCUGAGCUUGUGCAUUUUUCACACAUGUCCAAUUACUAGUGACCUAAAUCUAGGGGGGAAACGGCCUGAAGUCUAGCAUGUCCAUUUACAAAAUAAAAUACGCAAAAGCAGACCUUCCACCAAGCUGCCCAUCCCUAGAUUUUCCAUAGAACAGUCAUCCUAAUGUAAAUGACUCUUUCAGAUGAAAGACUAAAAUUAAAGCAGAAGAUAAGCUACUGCUUAAACUGCACAGAAUAAUACAUAGUAGAAAGUAAUUGUAAGAAAUGGCUAUUAUGUACCCUUUCUGUAGCAGUUUUCAAAGGCUUUUAUAUCACACUCACAGUGGUACACACAUCUGUAAAGCUCUGAGAUAACUCAUUACUCUGACACUGGUACAUUCUAACAGCUGCGCAUCCAUUGUGGACUUAACAAAAGACCCCACAGCUGUCUUAUCAAGAGGGAAUGAGGCCAAGACACCACCGCUUAUCCACUAUCCCCUUAUGAAAAGUGCCAUACAUAAUCUGAAGAGAUUCCAUGUAUUUGUGGGGUGGUGGUGUUGUGGAGUUUGUUUGUUUUUUUGGUAAGUGAAUGCUUGUGGAAAGUAUGGGGCUGGCUCUAAUGAAUGAUGAAGGCCUCACUCCGCAGAACAAGUAUAGCAUAGGUAGUAGAGCUACCCCUGGAAGAUAAACCCAUGGGGGUUCUAUUAAAUUAUUCAGAUUCUUAUUUUCAAAGUGGAUAGUUGCUCACUCUAAUGCUAACUUGUCUAAAGCUUGGUGACAGUCUGAGUGCUUAUUCAGGUUGUGCUCAGGGCUUUAAGGAUCUUCUAUGCAGUCUAUUCAGAUCUGCACAAAUGGAAGACCAUGGACCAAGUGUGGUCUCCUUUGUACUUCAUUCCAGCUUUCAGGGCUGGAUCCUGGCAUUUUGCAGAAUCCCACUGUGACUCAUAAUAUGACUAGGAAAGGAGGGAGGCGAGUGCUGCCCAAAGCAUAACUUACACAAAUAUCAAGCACUGCAGUAUCAUUCAAGGACAUUGGGCAUCCCAGUACCUGAGGGCCUGGCACAAGGCCUCAGAAGCACUGCAGUUAUGCACUCUAGCACUCUUAAUGCCUUGUCUAAAUGCACAGUUGCACUGAUCAAACUGUUUGGACACUUUAACAUGCUUAAGCCUGGCUUUAUCUUUGUAGUUUUCCCUGUUCAAAUACAAUCUACACAUAGAGUUGCACCAGUUUAGUUAAAUCGGUGUAACAUCACCACUUCAGGCAAAUCCAUGACACUUUUGUGUAGAGACCAGACCUAAGUAAAGAGGCUUGACCAGGGCAAUCAUUAUGCCCUCUAGCUAUAUAGUGAGGGAGCAGGAAAAUGUGAGCAAGGGAUGGCACUACUUAAAUAUCCACUACAACCUGUAGCCCAGGGAUGGAGGAGAAUGGGUUAAGACAAUACUUCCGAAGUCCAGAUUGGACCCCAGAGCGCGUCAGGCAUCCUUGAGGUUGAGUACUUUAUGUUCCAAGUCUAUAUGGAGCUGGUUUUUUUCACCUACUACCUUCAGGUAGGAAAUGACUUAAAUCUUUUGAUAUGUUCUGGUGGUGGCAGCAUUCAAAAUACAGUGUAGUGUUUUCUGAAAUCUUGCAGUCAGUUUCACUAUCCUGGUCAUUUCUGCAACCAUUAAAAACAAGGGGCUUACAAUUUUGAUACCUACUAUGAAAGUCUUUUCCAUUUUGACAAAGGGGAUACUUACACAGUAUAUUCUAAUCUCUAGCUAACUUUCCAGCCACGUGAAUAUAUUUACUCCCAUUUAUCUUCAUAUUGGUUUUUUUUGCACGUAAGCAGGCAAUGUUGGUAAAUGUUUUGUUUUUCAUGGUAAUAGCAUUUAUGUUCUUCAAGAGCAGCAACCCUAACUAGCUUGAUUGCUUUAUCUGUCUAUCGUCUGAUCCUUUUCAACAGCUUGCCUGUAACCUCUUUAACAAACAUGUUUCCCUCUAGGAAAACUUGACUUAGUGUCCCUUUUCCAGUUCUCGGGGAUCUUACUCUGAACUAGUGAACUUGAAAAACAUUUGCUUUGCCUUUUCUUUUCAGGGCUUGGUGUUUCAAGGAGCUAGUGCCUCUAGACUCUUUAAUAAAACACACUUUAAUGUCAGAUGCAGCUGAUUAAAGGAAAAAUAUUCAACAAAUACUGCAUGUGGUUGAGGAGGAGAAAACUAUCUUCAUAUGUAGGAUCCCAUGCAAGCAGACAGGCUACUUUAUUUAUUGCGCUAGGUAUCACAUCCUGUAAAAGUCACUUAUACCUCUGUCCUGGAAUCACGCUUUGAUGUAGACCAGUUGAGAAAAUUUAACAAGCAGAAUCUUGUAAUGAAUAUUUGAUUUGUAUGUACUUUAAAAAUAAUAAACAAGGUCUAAAAUAAAAUAAAAAACCAUGAUCUUGCAAA